Molecule: messenger RNA, 303 nt
Organism: Staurois parvus
Lineage: Eukaryota; Metazoa; Chordata; Amphibia; Anura; Ranidae
Source: the annotation of a GenBank genome assembly
UUUCAGUACCAAAAGCGGUAACCCCCCCGAGCUACACUCGGGCUUACCAUGCGGCGCUGCAUAGGGAGUCCCUACAGCGCUUUCCUUGUCCUUUGCUCCCACGAUGUGUCCCCCUGCAGCGUCCCCGGCCAUCUCCUCCGGCCGAUUCCGGCAUCCGGCUUCCGUGUUCCGGUCCCUGUGAUGUCAGGAUGUACGGGCGCCGGCGGCAAAUUUGAAAAUUUAAAAAAAUGACAUUUUUUUUUUAAAACAAAUUUUACAUAUGCUUUGUCCUGUCCCCUGCCUGCAUUCUGACUGUUCUUUCUG